AUGUAUUUAAGAGCUUAUGACUUUAGGCAAAUUUCAAAGUCAUAUAUGAGCCAUUCUACUUUAUUUAUCAAGAGUGGUGCUGCUUGUCAACAAGCUCGAUCAUUAUGGCGUAUUGAAUGUUUUAAAAUCAAAUGGUACAGUGGUUUUGUUAGUUGGAGUUCAUUAGUUCGCCUUCGACAUGUUACAUCUGGUCUUUACUUAGCUGUUAUCAGUGAUGAAAAUGGUCCUAAAGUCACUCGUAUACCUAUGCGAGAAAAACAAGUCGAAGAAAAUCAAGAAGAAGAAGAUAAUUUACGUUUAUCAACAGUAAAAUAUGGUGAAACAAUUGUUUUCAUACGUCAUGUUGAUUCUGAUCUAUGGAUUAGUUAUGAAACACUUGAAUUAACUAUAAAAGGAAUUGGAAAAGUUGAAGAAAAACGAAUUAUCCCAGCUAUUGAAGGUCAUAUGGAUGAUUGCUUUCGACUUGUACGAGCUCAAGAAGAAGAGCAAAAAACAGCCUUAGUUAUUCGCAUAUGUAAUGCUAUUCUUGGAAGAUUUAAUCGAACUUACUCAAUGUCAUUUGAUUCUGAAGCAAUAAAUCAUUUAUUAAGUAAAAGUGAUGUUAUACAAGCACUUUUACAUGAUUUAAUUGGUUUUUUUUCUCAACCAUUAUCAUCACUUGAUCAUGAAGAAAGACAAUUACGUCUUAAAAUAUUACGAAAUCGACAAGAUUUAUUUCAAGAAGAAGGAAUGAUUCGAAUAUUAAUUGCAGCAAUAAAUUUUUUUAGUGAACGUCGAGAUAAAUCAACAUUAUUAGAAGGUGUUGAAGAAAAAAUCAAAGAUAUUACAAAUAAACUUUAUGUUGUUUUGGCUGCAUUAAUUAAAGGUAAUCGAGUUAAUUGUUCAAAUUUUGCUCAAAGUGCUCGACUUAAUUGGCUUGUUAAUCGUUUACAAUCCCAACAAGCAUCAAGUGGAGUAUUAGAAGUACUUCAUAGUGUACUUGUUGAUAGUCCAGAAGUAUUAAAUAUGAUUACAGAAUCACAUAUACUUGCAAUUAUUGGAUUACUUGAUAGAAAUGGUCGAGAUCCAAAAGUACUUGAUGUUUUAUGUUCACUUUGUGUUAAUAAUGGCGUAGCUGUUCGUGCUAAUCAAAAUCUUAUUUGGGAAAGUCUCGUACAAAGACGAGAUCUUCUUUUACAAACUGCUUUAGUUGAUCAUGUUACUUGGUGA
Molecule: messenger RNA, 1209 nt
Organism: Rotaria sp. Silwood2
Lineage: Eukaryota; Metazoa; Rotifera; Eurotatoria; Philodinida; Philodinidae
Source: the annotation of a GenBank genome assembly